Messenger RNA from Alternaria arborescens, 654 nucleotides. RefSeq lists its product as hypothetical. The record is from RefSeq and is a predicted model, not a curated record. NCBI's taxonomy places the organism in Eukaryota, Fungi, Ascomycota, Dothideomycetes, Pleosporales, Pleosporaceae. Gene Ontology annotation, molecular function: small ribosomal subunit rRNA binding; mRNA 5'-UTR binding; structural constituent of ribosome. Gene Ontology annotation, biological process: translation; ribosomal small subunit assembly; maturation of SSU-rRNA from tricistronic rRNA transcript (SSU-rRNA, 5.8S rRNA, LSU-rRNA). The coding region runs from base 1 to 654 and encodes 217 amino acids. The transcript has a single exon. Gene Ontology annotation, cellular component: mitochondrial small ribosomal subunit; ribosome.
AUGGCUAGCAACACCACCUUACGGACGUUUCGAUCGCUCACAUGCACAAUUCGCGCAUCAUGUCAACACACGCAGCCUCUGCGACCCUUCUCCCACAGCACACGAGCCCUCAAUGCGUCUCCCACCGACCGCAAUAAGCCCUCUUUGUCAAUGGACAGUCUUCUCGGCAAUGUGUCACGCAACUUCAAAAACGCAGGUCCUGACCACUUUGGGAACAUAAUACCCAACGCCGACGGGACCCCGGGCUUCAAGAAUCUUGCACCACGCGAGUGGGAAGAGGACGACAAGCACAAAUUACACGUUUACGCUACCAAGCACAACACACAUCUGUGUCUCACACAGCCAAAUCGCAAUCCCCUCAUCUCGGUAUCGUGUGGAAACAUUGGUUUCCGGAAAGCGGGGCGCGGGUCAUACGAUGCUGCCUACCAGCUCGCAGCUUUCCUCAUGAACCGGAUUCAGGACAAGGGCUUGCUGCCACAGAUUCAGAAGUUGGAGUUGAUUUACAGAGGAUUUGGACCAGGCAGGGAGGCAGUCACAAAGGCGAUACUGGGUUCCGAGGGAAAGAGGAUACGGCCGUUGAUUGUCAAACUAGCCGACUCUACGAGACUCAAGUUUGGUGGUGUGAGGAGCAAGAAGCCAAGGAGAUUGGGUUAG